Molecule: messenger RNA, 2010 nt
Organism: Miscanthus lutarioriparius
Lineage: Eukaryota; Viridiplantae; Streptophyta; Magnoliopsida; Poales; Poaceae
Source: the annotation of a GenBank genome assembly
AUGAUGGUGGGCUCUUCCCAGCAGCAGCUGCUGCAAAGGAAGGGCAAGUCCGUGGCUGGCAAGGGCGCGGCCGCCGCGACCGUGGCGGCAGAGAAGGUGGUGGUCGCGGUGAGGGCAGCCACCAGGGAGAUCUCCAAGAACGCCAUCGUCUGGGCGCUCACGCAUGUCGUCCAGCCUGGCGGAAGUAUCAUACUCCUCGUCGUCAUCCCGGCACAGAGCUCUGGCAGAAAGUUCUGGGGCUUUCCGCUGUUUGCCGGAGACUGUGCAAGUGGCCAUAAGUCUAUGUUGGAUCAGAAAUGUGAUUUAUCAGAGUUGUGUUCUCAAAUGUUGAAGAAACUCGAUGAGUAUGAUAUAGACAAGAUAAAUGUCAAGUAUAAGCUUGUUUCCGGCUCUCCUUCUGGUGUUGUUGCUGCCGAGUUUCCACCUGUGUUCGAUGGUUCUACUGGUAAAACUGCAGCUGAUGUUAAGGAGGCACGGAGUUCAAUCCGAGGACCUGCUGUAACCCCAAAUAGCAGCCCAGACCUGGAGACACCUUUCGGAAGUACUGAAGCUGGAACUUCCUCUGUCUCGAGUUCGGACCCUGCGACGUCUCCAUUUUCUGCUUCUGAAACAAAUGGUUCUCUGAAGAAAGAGGUGCAAGCAACAAAGGAUAAAAUUCAGCAUUCAGAUGUCAAUAUUUCUGAUUCAGACAGUGAAACAUUGAGCCCUCCAGCAAAUUUUUCACUUCAGCCAUGGAUGUCUGAUAUUCUACAGGAGCAUCCUCAAGAUCACUUGAUGGAUCUCCUGAAUGAAAUUAGUGCUAUGAGAAGCAGGUCAGACUUAAACUUCCGAGGAGAUGUUAGGGAUGCUGUCUCGUUGGCAAGGAAUGCACCUCCUGGACCACCUCCGCUUUGUUCAAUAUGUCAGCACAAGGCACCUGUUUUCGGAAAGCCUCCUCGGUGGUUUAGUUACGCUGAACUGGAACUUGCAACUGGUGGUUUCUCCCAAGCAAAUUUCUUAGCUGAAGGUGGAUUUGGGUCUGUUCAUCGAGGUGUCCUUCCUGAUGGGCAGGCUAUUGCUGUUAAGCAACACAAGCUUGCUAGUUCCCAGGGUGAUGUUGAGUUCUGCUCAGAGGUGGAAGUUCUUAGUUGUGCACAACACCGAAAUGUUGUAAUGCUGAUUGGUUUUUGUGUUGAGGACAGAAGGCGUUUAUUGGUUUACGAGUACAUCUGCAACAGAUCUUUGGAUUCACAUCUCUAUGGUCGUAAUAGAGAAACAUUGGAGUGGACUGCACGGCAAAAGAUUGCAGUUGGUGCUGCUCGUGGGCUGCGGUACCUCCACGAGGAAUGCAGGGUUGGCUGCAUAAUCCAUCGUGACAUGAGACCAAACAACAUCCUUGUCACACAUGAUUUCGAACCACUGGUUGGAGAUUUUGGCCUGGCGCGAUGGCAACCUGAUGGAGACAUGGGUGUUGAAACAAGAGUUAUUGGCACAUUUGGUUAUAUGGCACCUGAAUAUGCGCAGAGUGGGCAAAUAACAGAGAAGGCUGAUGUAUACUCUUUUGGGGUUGUGUUAGUGGAACUUGUCACUGGGCGGAAGGCUGUUGACAUUAACCGACCAAAGGGUCAGCAGCUUCUAACUGAAUGGGCACGCCCAUUCUUGGAGGAGUGUGCAAUUGACGAGCUCAUAGACCCACGACUCGGAGAGCGCUACUCUGAAAACGAGGUGUACUGCAUGCUGCACGCGGCAAACCUGUGCAUAAGACGUGACCCACAUUCAAGGCCUCGCAUGUCCCAUGUUAUUCGCAUUCUUGAGGGUGACAUGGUCGUGGAAUCUGGUUCUGUUACUGGCAGUAGUAGUGAUUCUGGGAGCAGAAGCUGGAGAAUGCUGAACGAACAACAACAUUACCAGGAGCACAGUAGUAGCCCGGCUCAACAAGAAUCGCAAAGGUCUGGCGAGGGGAAACGCUCCUACAGUGCUUUGAGGGCCUCUUGGGACCGAGACAAGCAGAGUAUCUCCAACAGAUAUUAG